CCAGUCUACAUGCAUAUAGUUGUAUGCGUAUUUGUUGAUGGUGUAAUCAUAGCAGUGUAUUCAGGGGUUACACGGAGUUUUGAGUCGUAAUCGUGAUUCAAAACUCUAAAAUGGUUUUAGUUUAAGGAUGAUGUUUUAAAGUCUACUUUCUAUAAUGCUAAUUUCGAUUAUUUAAUCCAAGACUGUGCCUCAUCCAGAUAUGAAGAACAGUAAACAGUAUCUCCGAGUGACCGUACUAUUUGUGAUACUUUUGGAUACGAUGACCUGCCAAACCAGUGAGGACACGGUAACAUCAACAACACUUGAUCCCAUCAACUCACAGGCGAUCUCUUUUACGGAAAACAAGUGGUCAACAGAUACCGACCACGAGAAAACUGUCUCUGGCAAUACCCCUCAUUCUGGUGGACCAGUUACAGUCGGUUACCGCACUGUCACUGACAUAAACUCUGAUCAAACGGACAUCGUGUCAACGUCAGAAAUAAAACAUACCCAUCUGUCAACGUCAUUAACUUCACUGUCUGUUUUAUCUACAACGUCGUCCUCAGUGUCGACGUCGUCCGAAGCGUCAUCAUCACUUCAAACGUCCCAAGCUGUCCCAAAAAGUACAGUCAACAUAGUAACAUCAGCAUCAACAACAGAAACGACAGUAUCACCAAUAAAAGUUAGAGAAAAGGUUGGCAUUGACGCAAAUUCUUCAACCACACUGGAUGUGAAUGGUGUGAACAAAUAUACGCCUCCAACCAAACCGGAUGUAAAUGGCAUGAACAAAUCUACCGCCAAGCCGGAGAUUAAUGAAGUGAAAACAUCUUCGCCUGUUAACACACUGGAUGUGAAAGAUAUGAACAAAUAUAUGCCUAUUACCAAACCGGAUAUGAAUAGUGUACACAAACAUACCACUAAGCCGGAUAUGCAUGAAGUGAAAGCAUCUUUGCCUGGUACCUCACCGGAUGUGAAUUAUGUGCACAAAUCGACGGCCGACAUCACGAUAGAUAUGCAUGACGUGAAUAGAUCCUCAAGUAUCUUUUCGGAAGCAAACAUUGGAAACAACAGCUUCCUUACAGCAAAUAUUGGAACGACACCGGAACUUAAAAUGCGUCUUGAGGCCGUCAAUAAAACAAGUAAUACGGAAAGUGUAUCAAAAACAAUUGAGGCCGCCAACAGAACAAGUGAUCCAGCAACAAUGGAGGCCGCCAACACGACAGGUAGUUCGAGCAGUACACCGACAAUGAACACAUCCAAAACAACAGGUGAACGAACAACACUAGAGAUUGUCAACAGGACAGGUAGUACGGGCAGUACACCAACAACACUGAAAACCUCGAACAGAACAGGUGAACUAACAACACUAAAGAUUGUCAACAAGACAGGUAGUACGGGCAGUACACCAACAACACUGAAAAGCUCCAACAGGACAGGUGAACAAACAACAGUAGAGAUUGUCAACAGGACAGGUAGUACGGGCUGUACACCAGCAACACUGAAAACCUCGAACAGAACAGGUGAACUAACAACGCUAAAGAUUGUCAACAGGACAGUUAGUACGGGCAGUACACCAACAACCCUGAAAACCUCCAACAGGACAGGUGAACAAACAACAGUAGAGAUUGUCAACAGGACAGGUAGGACGGGCAGUACACCAACAACACUGAAACCCUCGAACAGAACAGGUGAACCAACAACACUAGAGAUUGUUAACAAGUCAGGUAGUACGGGCAGAACACCAACAACACUCAAAACCUCCAACAGGACAGGUGAACCAACAACAGUAGAGAUUGUCAACAAGACAGGUAGUACGGAGAGUACACCAACAACACUGAAAACCUCCAACAGGCCAAGUGAACCAACAACAGUAGAGAUUGUCAACAGGACAGGUAGUACGGGCAGUACACCAACAACACUGAAAACCUCCAACAGGCCAGGUAGUACGGGCAGUACACCAACAACGCUUAACACUGCCGGUAGAACAGGUGAUCCAAAACCACUGGGGGUCAUCAACACGACAGGAAGUAAGGACAGUACACAAUCAACACUGAAAACAGCCAGAAGAACAGUUGAACCAACAACACUGGAGAUUGUCAACAAGACAGUUAGUACGGGCAGUACACCAUCGACAAUGAAAGCUGUUAAUAGAACAGGCGAAGAAAUAACAUUAGAGGCCACCACGACGUUAGGUAGUACGGCCAGUACACCAACAACCCUGAAAAAUGCUAAUAGAACGGUUGGUGAACCAACAACAAUGGUAGCCGUCAAUAUAACAGGAAGUACUAAGAACACACCAACAUCAAAUCUGAGUGAAACUGUUAAUUCGGAUUCCACAUCUACUGUAACUAGAAUCGCAUCAACGGCUAUCACAUCGGUGUCUUCUGACAUUCAUGUUACAUCAACCAGCUUCUUACCUUCUACGCCAAAGACACCACGUACUUCAACGAACGGCAUGAAAGCUGGUACCGACUCGUUAACGACAGGAGGCAUCACAGAAAGACACAAGACAACAGUUCAAAAUGUCAGCGAAUCAACAGAACAACAGGUCAGCAAAAACGAACAGGUAUCUCUGGGUGAAAUAAACAUUACGACAGGAUUUGUUACAAGCAGAGUGACAUCGGUUACAGAACCCAAAGACAAUAGAACGACAACAGUGGAGAAAUCUACACAAUCUGUAAAUACCUCUCAAAACACUGACCGGACCACGACAGACCCGCAAUCUUCUGCUGACUCAAUCGUCCAGAUCAGACACCAGAUUGGUGAUGAGGAUGACGACACCUAUUGGCCAAUCGCAAUUGCUGUUACAGUCGGCGUACCCGUCAUCAUCGUGUUCGCCGUCACCAUAACCGUCCUUAACCGCAAGAGGUUAGAGCGUCCAAAUCGCUUAGCCACUUCAGCUUUCUUUUCAAAACUUGAGAAGGCCCACAAUGCAGCACUGUCGGGGUACAUCACACCGCCGACCGAGUAUGACGCAUGACGUCAUAUACGUCAUACCUCCUACAUGUAGAGAACGACGCGUGGCGUCACAUUUCACACAGCCGACGGAGGACAAUGCAUGACGUCAUACAUCACUCAAAGAUAAAAGUUGAAUCCUCCUAUUCGAAAUAUGAACGAGAGCAGAUUACUUAUAUUUCGUUCAUCAAUGAUACGGUACAAACUAAUAUAUGUUUAUGUAUAAACAAAUGUCAUAAAGAAGUGUAGCCCAGCGAACUAUGAUUCGAAAAACAGAAAGAGCUAGCGUAUAGCUGAGUGUUGAUUCACUGUGGUAAAGUGGUGACAAGAUUGAUAUUAGAUGGCCUUAGCUGCAAACACUUAAAAUUCUUUCUUCCUUUCAUUUUCUCUUCUCCACGAUAUUUGAUCAGAUUUUUAAAAAAUAAACCAAGUGUAAGUUUAGUGUUGAUUGGUUCCAUGUGAACCUCAACCUCCAAUGUUCACACUAACAAGGGUUACAUCAUAUUUGUCGACAACUAGUGAUAUUAAUGCAACUUGAUAGUGCAACAAUAUAUACAUUUUUGAGAAGAAGCAUCAAAAUUGGCAUAAAAGUAAAUGAUCAUACCUGUAUACUAAUAAAUU
Messenger RNA from Mizuhopecten yessoensis (Yesso scallop), 3555 nucleotides. Its product is annotated as mucin-5AC-like. NCBI's taxonomy places the organism in Eukaryota, Metazoa, Mollusca, Bivalvia, Pectinida, Pectinidae. The record is from RefSeq and is a predicted model, not a curated record. Bases 200 to 2959 code for a protein of 919 amino acids. The transcript has 3 exons.